Molecule: messenger RNA, 1049 nt
Organism: Helianthus annuus (common sunflower)
Lineage: Eukaryota; Viridiplantae; Streptophyta; Magnoliopsida; Asterales; Asteraceae
Product: chloride conductance regulatory protein ICln
Exons: 7
Coding region: 98-787 (229 amino acids)
Biological process (GO): mRNA cis splicing, via spliceosome; chloride transport; spliceosomal snRNP assembly
Cellular component (GO): pICln-Sm protein complex; cytosol; methylosome
Source: RefSeq, a predicted model, not a curated record
CCGUUGAAACCUAAAAUGAGACUGGGAACAGCGUAAGUCUUAGGAAUCGAGUGAGCCCAAUUGCAUAAACCCUAAAAAACUUGAACCAGUAGAAACAAUGGUGGGAGGGUUGAAAGCGUUGACAGAGAGAUCAGACGCUGGCACACCUCUUCUGGACACUGCAAACGGCGAGGAGCUUAAGCACGUGCAGCCUAACGUCUCCAUUGUUCUUGGCAACCGCUCACCGGAAUCUUCUGGAACUCUCUACAUCUCCACCAAGCAAGUAGUCUGGUUGAGCGAUACGGAGAGGACGAAAGGCUAUUCGGUUGAUUUCUUAUCUCUGUCGCUUCAUGCGGUUUCUAGAGAUCCAGAAGCAUUUGAAUCUCCGUGCUUGUAUACACAGAUUGACACCGGAGAUGAAGGGGAUGAAUCAGAAAGCUGUGAUUCAGAAUCAAGCGAGACACUGGAUUUGUCAAAGAUCACCGAGAUGAGGCUUGUACCUUCAGAUCCUAGCCAAUUGGAUACUAUUUUCAACAUAUUCUGUGAAUGUGCAGAGUUAAAUCCUGAACCCGUUGAAGGACAAGAGGAGGAAGAACAGCACAAUUGGAUUUUUAGUGCUGAUCAGUUGGGAGCUGCAAUUGACGGAGAUGGCUUGGAGUGGGAUGACUCGCAAAUUCCUUUCACAAUUGGUUAUGCAAAUGGAGAUCAUGACCUUGCUAGCAGCGUGCUUGAGCUUCAAAUCAAUGAUCAACGGUUUGAGGAUGCUGAAGAGAUGGAGAGUGAAAAUAGUGAUGAUCGUCAUCAAUGAACAUCACAAUUUACUUGCAUUGCUACUUCUAAAGGGUGUUAUGGUCAUUUCAACGAGUCAAGUUUGCGCCUUUUGCAAAUAUGUUGCAGCGUUUGGUGGUAAUUCAAACUCUUUGUUACGCUUGUUUGCUUUUUACAGUUUCAGGCAUUGCGACAUUGGUCGGUAUUUCAUUGAUGUAAACAUAUUUUACUUGUUUGUUGAUUUUGGUAGGAGACUAGUUGUAAAUCUCUCAUCUCAAGCCAUACAAAGUGUCUUGAUAUAA